Messenger RNA from Papilio polytes (common Mormon), 1294 nucleotides. It is a transcript of the gene Rcd-1, whose product is annotated as cell differentiation protein RCD1 homolog. The transcript is spliced from 3 exons. Gene Ontology annotation, cellular component: P-body; CCR4-NOT complex; CCR4-NOT core complex. NCBI's taxonomy places the organism in Eukaryota, Metazoa, Arthropoda, Insecta, Lepidoptera, Papilionidae. The coding region runs from base 319 to 1233 and encodes 304 amino acids. Gene Ontology annotation, biological process: mRNA catabolic process; negative regulation of translation. The record is from RefSeq and is a predicted model, not a curated record.
AAAGUAAGAACUCUCAAACGAUCUUUCUUUUCUCUGAAUCAGUCUCCAAUGAUUCUCUAUUUAAGAAAAAUCUGAAUCGUCUGCAUCCGUUAUUUCCUCAUCUAAAAACAAAUUCAAUUAUCUACUUGGGAGUGUACGCGUGUGAUUUCAUUAUUUCAUGUAAAUAGAUAUAGUAUUCCAAGUGAUUUUAAAAGAAUUCCAGGUUUUUCUCCUAUAACCAUUAUUUCUAAAAAAAUCACAACGAGUUCCAAAUUGGAACAGUUGUAUAAUGCAAGAGAAAAUUAUGUUAAAGAAUUGGAGGGUGCAUUUCAUAAAAUCAUGAACAAUAAUAUGAGUGCGCAGCAAAGCCCGGCUCAAACAAGUAUGCAAGCGGCAGUCGAUAGAGAAAAAGUGUACACCUGGAUUUUAGAACUAUGUAACCCCGAAAGUCGAGAAAAUGCUCUAUUAGAGCUAAGUAAGAAACGGGAGGUCGUACAGGAUUUAGCUCCUAUGUUGUGGCAUAGUUUUGGAACUAUUGCUGCAUUAUUACAAGAAAUCACCAAUAUUUAUGUUGCUAUGAUACCUCCUACCCUUACCGCCCAUCAAAGCAAUCGUGUAUGUAACGCUUUAGCUCUCAUGCAAUGUGUAGCUUCUCACCCCGAAACCAGGUCUGCUUUUUUGCAAGCGCACGUACCGCUGUUCCUGUACCCUUUUCUUCACACUGUAUCCAAAACUCGCCCUUUUGAAUAUCUCCGCUUGACCAGUCUAGGUGUCAUAGGUGCCUUAGUAAAGACCGAUGAACAAGAAGUUAUAACAUUUCUGUUGACAACAGAAAUCAUUCCACUCUGUCUCCGCAUCAUGGAAAAUGGCUCAGAACUAUCUAAAACUGUGGCCACAUUUAUACUACAGAAAAUCUUGUUAGAUGACAGCGGCCUAUGCUAUAUAUGCCAAACAUAUGAUAGAUUCUCCCAUGUAGCGAUGAUACUUGGUAAAAUGGUGCUGUCUUUAGCAAAGGAGCCAUCAGCACGUCUGCUGAAACAUGUUGUCCGCUGUUAUCUACGUUUGUCUGACAACCCUCGAGCCAGGGAGGCUCUGAGACAAUGUCUUCCAGAUCAGCUCCGUGAUGCAACAUUCACAACUUGUCUUCAAGAGGAUAAUUCCACUAAGCAUUGGUUGGCACAGCUGAUAAAAAAUUUGGAAGUACCUCCACAGCCUACAAGCCCUGCGCAGCCAAACAUGUACAAAACCAGAUGAACCACUAAUUUUGUACGCAGGUGUAGUGGAAUGGAUUAGAAAUACACUUUUACAACUUUUU